This is a messenger RNA of Kwoniella botswanensis, 267 nucleotides long. RefSeq lists its product as uncharacterized. NCBI's taxonomy places the organism in Eukaryota, Fungi, Basidiomycota, Tremellomycetes, Tremellales, Cryptococcaceae. The transcript has 3 exons. Bases 1 to 267 code for a protein of 88 amino acids. The record is from RefSeq and is a predicted model, not a curated record.
AUGUUGGAACAUCUCACUAUACAAUUACCUGGACUUCUCUCUUAUUUCCCCUUCGCUUGUCGUAUAGCUGCGUUCAUCCUCUUCGCACCGUUCGGAUUGUGUAUCAUCCUCGAUAUCAUAGCAUACGCAAUCGCACGUACACUGCACCUCUCAAUCACUCAAAGAAGAGUACCCAGAUCACCACCCACCAUCUCCAAAGAAAUCCUCUCGAGCGAUAUCAUAUCUUCUGCUGAAGUAUCGGAAGAAGAGUCCGUAUCGGAUAACUAG